This is a messenger RNA of Salvia hispanica, 1819 nucleotides long. RefSeq lists its product as uncharacterized. The record is from RefSeq and is a predicted model, not a curated record. Lineage: Eukaryota; Viridiplantae; Streptophyta; Magnoliopsida; Lamiales; Lamiaceae.
AGCUUAUCACUUUUGAUGCAAAAAAAUAGAUAAAAUUAACCUUCUAGUAUUUUAUAUUUCUGCAAAAAUAGAGUAGACUUUAUUUUGCAUUAUGCCUCCUAUUUGCAAUAAAUCAGAGUUGGUGCAAAAUAUUUCUCAAACGUCUCAUAAUUCUUGGUGUUAUUUUGUACUUGGACAGAGAGGUUUUCUGUGUGAAGGUAUAUAAAUAGUCAACAGAGGUGUAGACUGCUCUGUUUUUUGUGCAGGCGACUGUCAAAGACUACAAAUCUGAUUGCAAAGUUUUACCUGCUAGAAAUAAAACCCUUUUUUGGGAUUAUGAAAAAGAUCAAAUCUUUGAUGUGUUGGAUCGUCAUCCUCUGCAUAUUUAGCUUAAAUUUGUGGUGCAAUGGAGAGGCUGAGAGCGAGGCAGCUCCAAUGAAGAGCGGGGAGAAAGCAGCUCUGUAUUCUACUAUUCAAACUUUCGUGGGCAAAUGGUGGAAUGGUUCGGAUCUUUAUCCGGAUCCUUGUGGUUGGACUCCCAUUGAGGGUGUUUCAUGCGAUCUGUUUGAUGGAUUUUGGUAUGUGACAGAGUUAAGCAUAGGAUCUCUUCAUGAAAACUCCCUAAAUUGCGCUCAAUGCGCUGAUUUCAGCCCUCAUCUCUUUGCACUAAGCCACCUGAAAUCUCUCUUAUUCUUCAACUGCUUCACGGCGUUGCGCCGCCGCCCUAUCUCAAUCCCUGCUCGGAGUUGGGGAGCUCUCGGCCCAAGCUUGGAGUCGCUGGAGUUCCGGUCAAACCCCGGGCUAACGGGGCGAAUCCCGCCUUCUCUCGGGGAGCUCAAGAGUCUCAAAUCAAUGGUGAUGGUGGAGAAUGGACUGAGUGGUGAAUUGCAUCCAUUCAUAGGCAAUUUGAAGGAAUUGGAGCGUUUGAAUCUUGCUGGGAAUUCAUUUGUAGGCCAAAUACCCCAUAGCUUGGUAGGGCUAAAGCAAUUGUUGAUUCUUGAUUUGAGCAGGAAUUUACUAUCUGGCCCUUUGACAUUGAGUUUUGGAGGGAUGGUCCCACUCUUGAAGCUUGAUUUGAGCUACAACAAACUGCAGGGGAAUAUCCCAGAAAGUCUUGGGAACUUGAAGAAUUUGACACUUUUAGAUCUCAGCAACAACAGAUUGAGAGGUGGGAUCACUAAAUCACUAGAGAAUUUGGAGUUCUUGCAAGAACUAGUCCUCUCAAACAACCCCAUUGGAGGUGGGCUAAUGGAGCUCCAGUGGGAGAGAAUGACGAGCCUAGCUGCGCUUGAGCUUUCGAACGCAAGCCUGACAGGUGGCAUUCCAGAGUCGAUGGCCCGUCUCCGGGGGCUGAGGUUUCUGGGGCUCAACAAUAACAUGCUGACAGGGGAGAUCCCUUCAAGUCUUGCAAGUUUGCCUAAUGUUGGUGCAAUGUAUCUUCAUGGUAAUAAUUUGACAGGGGAGCUUGAAUUCUCUGCUUUGUUUUACGGCAAAAUGGGGAGAAGAUUUGGUGCAUGGGAUAAUCCAAAUCUUUGCUACCGUGUGCAGGCAAAUUAUGUGCCUAAAGGGGUGAAACAAUGCCAAAAGGAUGUGAUGAGAUUUCUCAAGUUUGGUGAUUCCAAACCUCUUGUUUCAUUAGGAUCACCACUAUUAGUAUCAUCUUGUGUUAGGAACUUGGUUUUUGUUAUGUUUAUAGUUUUCAAUUUCAUGUAAUCUGUAGAUAUAGUUAUUGAGGGGAUGAUCAUGAUAGACUUAGUAGUAAUAUGGUAGGAUUUGAGUUAUGUCCUAUUUUAAGGUUGAGGUCAUAUAUUAUGAUGGAAUGAAGAGAUGAUUGGCAAAA